CUUGGAGGAAAUGAUGCGGGAUAAUCUCAUCACCACCACUGCACACACACACACACACAACCGAAAUUUCUGCCUCUAGUCCCUCUGCUCAAGGGACAGAUGGAAAGAUGACACCCUUAUUAUGGAAUGGCGGCUUCAGAUGGAUACUUCACAGGCCCAAUCAGGCCAAUAAGCUCUUCGACUCCAGGAUGACUCAUCUGGCCCCCUUGCUUAUGCGCCACUUGGAACAAUUCUUGGAGUUCAUAGAAUUCAACAGAAAUAUUGAAGAAGACUACCUCCAGAUAGUCCGAUGCCUUGAGGGGAUGCGCCAGCGGUGCUGCCGUCUGAACCAUGACUUGCAGGGAGCCCAGGAGCAGCUGCGCCGGUCAGAGUUUGAACGUUCAGUCCUGGAGGUGAAGCUGAAACAUGCCCGAAACCAAGUGGAGGUAGAGAUGAAGAAAAGGCAUGGGGCAGAAGCUGAGCUGGAGAAGCAGGAGCGCAAGCUGCAGCUUAUCUAUGACUAUCUGAUGGGAGAUCCAGAGAUCAGUCCUCUCACUGAGGACCAGCGCUCAGCCCUGGCAUCUUUUGACAGACCACGUUUCAGACGCAGCACCCUCCUGCCUGGCAAGCGCUUGUCUGCUGUGGAAGAGCUUGGCACCUCAAUCUUGUCUGACAUCAGUUUUGACCAAUCAGAUGAUGAAACAGAUCUCAGUAUGAUGAAGCCUGCCAAGAGCAAAGACAGAGGGCGCUCCUCUUUGGCUCCCUUGAUUCAGCCAGUGGUAGCAGCCAAGCGUGCACGGACAUCCACAGCACCUGUUUCCAGUACUAAUGGAGUGCCUGGGGUGACUCUGAGAUCAGCAGCCACAGUGGAGAGCAGAAGUCCAGCAAAUCGUUCACUGCCUGUUGCUGUGGUGUCUCGUCACCAGUCCCAACGGAGCUGCUCCAUCUCUGUGCAUUCAGAUCUCACUUCCAUCUGGGGCAGCACUGAUGAGUCGGUUGGACGUAGCAGUCAGGAUGAGGGUGGUGCUGUUGGCACAGAAACUGGGGCUAAGAUGAGAGGGGCUCAGGACCCCUUCACCCCUUCUCCUUCACAAGAAACACCACCACUUCAGCACCAUCAUUUUACUUCUAAGACGGUGAUCCAUCCAGAGUGCUGUGUGGUUUGCAAAUCUCGUCUGCGUUUUGGGAAGAUGGCACUUAAAUGUCGCCCCUGCCAACUAUUGGUGCAUCACGAGUGCAGAGAACGUUGUCACUCUCCCUGCAUGCCAGGUGCCCGCCCCAGAGUAAGGGAGGGCAUUCUGGCUGAUUUUGCUCCCUCCAUGCCACCUCUGGUGCCCUCCAUUGUGAUUCAGUGUGUGAAUCAAAUAGAAAAGCGUGGCCUGAAGGAGACUGGGUUAUACAGGGUGUCAGGUGCUGAGCACCUUGUGCGCGAAUGGAAAAACAAACUGCUCAGUGCCCGAAGAGCUGUUCCCUCACUUGACCAGGUGUCUGAUGUGAAUGUGAUUUGUGGCAUCCUCAAGGAUUUCCUAAGGAGUCUGAAGGAACCCCUGGUUACUUUCUACUUGCAUUCAGCCUUCCUGCGUGCCGCAGAAAUUGCUGAUGACUCUGCUCGUUACACUGCACUUUGCCAUGUUGUGAUGAAGCUGCCCCUGGCCAAUAGAGACACUCUGGCUUUUCUUAUGCUCCAUCUGCACAGGGUCAUGCAGAGCCCUGACUGUCAUAUGAACCGGCAUAGCCUGGCACGGAUCUUUGGGCCAACGCUCGUUGGGCACAGUACUCCCAACCCCACCCCACUGACCAUCAUGGAAGACACACCACGCCAAUGCCUGGUGGUUUCUCAUCUGUUAGGACUUCCCCUCAGAUUUUGGAAACGUUUUGUGGGAGAGGAGCAGGAAAACUUGGUGCCAUCUGUGCAACUGUCCAGUGGAGUGAAUGAACAAGAACGGUUCUUCGGCCCUCUUUCCCCUCCAAAAAUCAAUGCCAUCUGGACAAGCCCAGGAAGCGGCUGCCUCCCAAAUAAGCUCUAUGACUGCAUUGGUACCAGUCUCCCACCAUUGAAUGCCCCCCGGAGUAAGAGGACAGGGAGAUUCUUCCCCCUUCCCAAAUAAAGGAGAUUGCACAGACCGGUCAGUUGUUCCAUCAUCUAAUGAAGACUGGGUGUGCCUAUAGACCUGUGAGGGUGCAUCCUUCCUUCCUUCCUUGGCUUUUCCUAGAAAAUCCCUUGCUGCCACCCCUCCAGUUUCUGAGCCAGUGUCUUGCAGAGCACAGGUACCAACUUCCUGACGGACAGGACGUUGGUCUCUUUCCUAAGCAACCCUGCAACCCAUCCUGUCUCCAUGAACAGAGCUUCCUCUGAAGGAUGGAGUCCUUGCCUUUCACACAAGUAGUGCCUUAACAGUAGACAUGGUGAGUCUUGGGCUGCCUAUGUGACCACAUCUGUAACCACAUCUGUAUGGGGAUGGAAGCAGGGCUGGUGGACAAGGAACAAACUUGCAUUUGUAUAACCCCCUCCCCUUUUUUGUUCAUUAUGUACUAUUACACUUGUAUAGCACAGGUAUCACGGUGUGAUGUAAAGGGUUGGGGUGGUGGAGAAUGAAAGAGGACAGUGAUUUGCCAUAACUUUUGACUGCUGACAUCAUACCCAUCAUGAGAAACUGCUGGAGAACCCCACUGUUUUCUCCUCCAAACAUUACUGGACUAGCACUCCCAACCUUCCUUUCCUGUGACUAUGCUACUUAGGGGUAAUGGAACUUGCAGCUCACAAGAUGCCCUGCCUUAAAAGAUGAUAAUCUCAAAAAGAGCACUGGGCUGAUGCUUUUUUCUUUUCUUUUCUUUGUUAAACAAAAGAGUCCUAUAAUUCAGCAACGCGAGUAUGUUGCUGUUGUGAAUUGAUGUUGUCCUAAAUAUCUUUCUCUCUACUUCCAGUAAACAACCCCUCCUUUGGCUACUGGUAUGUUCCCCUCUGUACUCUAAUGCAGAACCUUUCUGGUCUCCUUCCUGGAAAGGUGCUUCUCUUUGUAUAAAUGCUGUUGCAGUGGCAUCUAUAUGCUGUACUAGGGUAUUCAAGCCUUAAGGUAGUUAAAGAUCAUCUGCUGUGUGUUACACCGUAGUAAGGGAGAUGAGCGAAGCACUGAAAGAAAUGAAGGCACGCUAAAUCACUCUAGCAGCCUUCCUCUUCCCUGAGGUAUUCCCAAGCCUCAUGCUGGUAAAGAUAAGCAUACUCAGACUAUAACAAUGUACCAUUGUUUGUGACUUGAUAUGAAAGUUUAAUUCAACAAAUAUAGGAGAACAAAGAGAGACCACCAGUGCCCUUUUUCUGACGCAAGUCCUUCCCUGGCUUAGUCUGUGACAAACAAGCUCCCUACCUUCUAAGACAAGAGUAGGGAACCUAUUACCCUCCUGAUGUUGGUGGGACUACAACUCCAAUUGCCCCCAACGCCUGGCAUAGAGGUCCCACCAUCGGAAGAGCUGCAGAUUGCCCUCGGCUGGUUGAGCCCAUCUUUUGUUGCUCACUGGUGCAGAAGCACAAGAGUGAUGUCUUGUUUAUUCUGUAAGGCCACUAUAGGGAACCUGCAGCCCUCAAAGUGCCGAUGAACAGCAGAUCCCCAAACUCCUUGCCAACACAGCCACAGAUGAGAGAUGAUGGGAGCUGCACAACAAUAAAUCUGGAGGGGUAACACGUUAUCUGCUCUUGGAUCAUAGAUUUAUCUCAGAACAGAGAGAAAUCUGUUUUGUAAGAGCUUGUGUUUAUAAAGGGAAAGCCCCCACCUCUCUCAUGGAAAUGUGUUUUAUCUCUCAACCUUAUUACUGGCUCAUGUAAAAUGAAAUAUAUAUAUACAUUUACCUAUAAAAAACACAAUCCACCUGCUUGAUAAAUGCUCAGUCUUGUGCUAGAAGCAGUAUUUAA
This is a messenger RNA of Pogona vitticeps (central bearded dragon), 3886 nucleotides long. Its product is annotated as rac GTPase-activating protein 1. Gene Ontology annotation, molecular function: GTPase activator activity. The record is from RefSeq and is a predicted model, not a curated record. Gene Ontology annotation, biological process: Rho protein signal transduction; mitotic cytokinesis; mitotic spindle midzone assembly. Lineage: Eukaryota; Metazoa; Chordata; Lepidosauria; Squamata; Agamidae. Gene Ontology annotation, cellular component: cleavage furrow; spindle midzone; nucleus.